Anolis carolinensis (green anole) is the source of this 6638-nucleotide messenger RNA. It is a transcript of the gene c4h6orf132, whose product is annotated as chromosome 4 C6orf132 homolog. Bases 278 to 3625 code for a protein of 1115 amino acids. Lineage: Eukaryota; Metazoa; Chordata; Lepidosauria; Squamata; Anolidae. The transcript is spliced from 5 exons. The record is from RefSeq and is a predicted model, not a curated record.
CUGCCUGGGGUUUGACAAUGGCUUAUUGUAGCAGAAAGAAUGUGACUGAAGGAGCUGCUCUGGGGUGUGGCCAGGUAACUGCAGUCAGCCUCCCUCCCUCCCCUCUCUCUCUCCAUACCUGCUCUGGUGGUUGAGCUUUAAAGUGUCAGAAAAGGUAGCUCAGCAAACUAGCACCUGUUGGAGCUCUGUACGCUGGGUGGUAACUGAGAAAACUGGAAAUAUGUCUUGCUAGAGAGAGUAUUUGGAGACACACUGGAGAAGGGAGAACUCAGGAAAGAUGAAGAAGCAUCAUUCUGUGCAGGGAACUAUUAGCCGAAUCUUUGGGAAAAAACAUGCCAGCAACAAUUCCACCAGUUCUCUCUUUGUCACGAACCCACCAUGGAUCUUCACACAGGAGGUCAAAUCUGACACUUUGGCAAGCUCUGGUGAAGUGGAUGGCAUCUACUAUGGGGACAAUCACUUUGACUCAGAUUCUGGAACAGCCACAUUGAAGGCACGGCCAAGAGUCCGGCCUUUGCUGACUUUUUUACCCCUUAAUGCUCAAGAGGCACAUGGUGUGGCUGUACCAACACCAUCAGUACCAGAAGGCUUUGAAGACAAAUCAUCUCCAGGACUUGGUUCUCAAAUCAAUGGCAACUACAGAAAGUACAAUUCAGUAGUUGACCUGAGACCCAAGGGAUUUGAAAAUUACUUGGAUGAUGAUUACAUACCACCUCCGCCAUCAGUUCCUCCUCCUCCUCCUCCUCCUCCACCACCACCACCACCACCUUCAGUUGACCUCUCUCUAGCUCCACCUUCCAUGCAAGCUCCGGCACCACCUUCUGUGGAUGUACCACCUCCGCCUUCUGUAGCAGCUCCACCCCCACCUCCAGUGUCUCCUCCACCUCCACCUCCAAUGUCAGCUCAGUCUCCUUCAUCUCUGGCUCCACCUUCAUACCAAUAUUCCAAUCUGUCUUCACCCAGUACUCCAUCUCCACCAGACUUUAUUCCUCCUCCUCCUCCGGCUUUUAUUGAUCGUGCACCUCUUCCACAUUCACCACUAAUUCACACGCCACCUUUAUCAAAUGGUGUGUCCAAAUGGAAAUCUGAGACUGUUCUAAAUAUCAGGGAACCUGACACUGUCCCCCGCAAUCUGAACCGCAAUCUGGACCACAAUCCUCCUUUAACCCCUACCAAUAAGGAAUCACAGUUGCCACAUUCCAGCCCAGACCCUAAUCUCACUUUCCCUCGAUCAUUAAAAAUACCUCCUCCUACUCCUGUCAGAACUUCAUCUAUUCCCAUAGGAGAAAACGAAUCCAGUCCCAAUCACGAAUUGCUCCCUAAAAUGGCUCCUCACAGCCGUCCUGCCCUGCCACUGAUUUUUACUGCCCGCACUGCAGCCGCAGUUCACUCAAAAGGAGAGGCUAAAGGGAAAGUUACUUUGGAAAAACCCUCCAUAUUAAUCUCAGAGUCUGGAAAUCCAGAUUCUGAUGGCUCUCCUACCAGCCCACAUGAGGCAUUAUCUUCAGAAAAAACAGAGCUUCCUUUUCAGGAAAAUGCAUCCUCUGAUGAUGAUCAUGAUGAUGAUUGGAAGGAGAGGACUAAUCUGGACAAACUAAAACAUGACCUGUCUGCCCUAUUGUCCUCUUCCUGCAGAAAAGAGGACCGACAGCAAGACAGAACUUUUCCCUCUAAGCCUAAAACUAGCAUUACUGAUAGCAACCAGGUUAUUAGAGAUGAAUUAAAACAACCUAAGCCUAUUGUGAGUGACCCACAGUCACCUCCAGCAAGACAGAGUAAGAAAAAUGAGAGGACACCAUCUAGUACACCUUCUCCAAGAAAAGCUUUUACCACUGAUGUCAUUUCUACUACAAAGACUAAACCUGCCUCCCCACAAGCAAACAGUGUUAUGACAUUUAAAGAUGAAUUGGAAGCCUUGCUCUCUCCAAGCAAGGAUGGAGGCCCACCAUUGGCCCUUGCAAAUUUGAAACAUAAUCCAGAAACAAAGAAGCAAGUUACUCUUCAAUUUGGUGGCAGUCAGGUCAAUGGGGGAGAGGCCAGGCUUUCACAUCCCACAAUACAUGAGAAUAACCCAGCAUCAGGAGUGACAGAGAAAGACCCUAAGACACCUAGCAUCUCUUCUGGUUACUCACUUCCUGACAACACCCAGAAACCUCCAGUAUCCCCUCUGAAAUUAAAGAACGGAUUCUUGGUUCCAUCUGCAUCUUCACCAGCCUCUUCUGGAGCGCCAUCACCAAUACAAACUGCAUCUCCCACUGUGGAUUUUUCUCUCUUGCAGUACAAGUCACAUAGAACAAAGUUUGGCUCAGUGGACAGCUUGGCUUCUGCAGCUUCUUCCCAAACUAUAGAAGAUGGGCCAGUCAGCAUAAAUAAUAAUGACAAUCUAAGGGACUUUGCAGAUCCCAGGUCCUCAGUCACAUCCACCUCAUCUAGGAAUGCUGAAGAAGCUGAUAGUGAGGUUUUGGUUCAUCCUGUUACAGGAGAGAAAGUAGAGAGAGGCUCCCCAAUGGCUCUGCUCUUGGCUGCACAACAGCGGGCUCAAAGAGGCAGACGUUCUGCUGUGACUUCCCGGCAAAAUAGUUACUUAUCUGAGAAACCUCUGCUCAAGUUAUCAGAAAAGCUGCACAAUAGCAGUCAUCCAGAGACAGGCACAUCCAACAUUUAUUAUAGUGAUGCCAAGCCCAAUUCUAUCACAAUUGUACCAAAGUUCCCACAAAAGGAAUCCCUGGCCAUUUCAGAAAUUAAGUCUCAGAAUAUUAUUGCAUCAAACGCAUAUAGUUCUAGUUUAGUUCAAGGUCUACUAGAAUCCCAAAAUUUGAAAAAACAAGAUCCUCAAAGCAUACCAGAAGGAUCAGCUAUACGUGCUCUUACUACACCUCCAAAGCACAUUGUGAGCAAUACUGAGGUUGUGGAGCAAGUAUUUGAUUAUGAGAUAAUCCCACCACCACCUGAAUUCAGCAAUGAUGCCAAUGUGGCCCUGACUGAGUCUUCAAAUGGGGAAGAAAACCAUAGAGACCACAAAAUCUCAAGUGAAUUUCAUACCUCAGAUAAGAGCCUUAACUUCAGUCACUCAAACUAUGACUAUGGGAAGAGUUACUCACAAACAUCUAAAUCAGUCUUGGAAAACAGUAUGAGGUCGAGUGGACACAAUCACCAUUAUCCAGGUGGGAGCUAUUCCUCAACUUAUCUCAGUUCCUAUUCAAACAGUCGGCCUCUGAUCAAGAAGCGCCUUUAUAUGUCAGAGACAGAUGGGACAUACGGUAAACCAUCCAUGUCCUCUCGGAGUAUGAGCACUCCCAAUAACUAUGGCCACAAUACAAUGACAUACAACUCCCAGACUGUUGAAGGGAUGCACCGGAUGAACUCUACUCAUAGGAAUGUGCCCACCAGUAUGCAGGGCAGAAGGGUGUCAGUGGAACUGACACCUGGGAAAAUGCUGACUUAUAACAAUGCCUCCGGUGAUGCCAGGUAUAAAGGCCAGAGUGGAGAGUAUGCCAACAGUGGAGCAGGUGGCAGAAGAUCUUCUCAUGGGAGUGUGCAAUAUGGGGCAACUGCAAAUACCUUCACUGUUAGACCUGGUACAAGACAACCCAUUUCUUAUUCACACCAAGGAGGUCUUCAUUGAGCCAUGUCAAGAGGAACUUGCCAUAGCUCUGGCUAAAUCUGAUGCUACACAUCAUCAGGCUCAUUCUAUCCACUUUGUUAUGAGCUUCCUCUUAACAGUUCACAAGAGCCUGAAAGCAAUCUUGUUUCCUUCUUAUAAACAGACUGGUUGCAAGACUGGAUGUAAGUUAUAGUAGACAAGGGUAAGAGUUAAAACUGAUAAACUAAUAUUCUACAACUAAGGACUUCAAUGCAGUAUAAAAACUAACAACUUCUAUGCAGAAUAAAAGUUGUAUGGUUCAGCAGCCUAUCUAAACUUAAAGCAGAUGUGUAAUUCUAUAGACUUUCUUCUGUUUAGGGUGAGCUUGGCUAGUAGGUAACUACCUAGAACCCCUACCUAUGAGAAAAACAACAUUCUACAAUAGCUUCAAGAACUUCCAGCUAUACAGCAAAUUGUAUCAAAGAAAGGUUGGAUAGCCUUAUCCUACAGAGAAUCAAGAAACAGCUAAGAGGUCCCAGAAGUAGAAAGAGUGAGCAAAGGCUCUAGGUUUCCAAGAAAGGCUGUUAGCUACCUAAGGUCUAGAAAUGAAAGGAGAAUGUGAUGAGAAGAAAAUGACAUAGUUGUGGGAAAGGUGAAGUGGUGUUCACAGGGGGAAGGCACAAGUGAAGUAGAGUGGAUAAGGGAAACAAGGGCUACCUUCACCAGCCUGACACCCUCCAGGUGUGUCAUCUCUGGUUGAAGAAGGUGGUUUUGGUAUAGAGUUAACGUCCUUCAUAAUUAGAAGAAAUGAGGUAAUUCAAGCCUUCCAACUCCAGUUUAGGAUGAUCUACACUGCGUGAAUUUCUGCUUAUCUACAGCUGGAACCCAGACACAAGAGGAAUUGGUGGGGCAGGGAAAAGCUGCUACAUGCAAUCAGACCUGCUAGAAGAGAGUGUGUGUCCUUCUCCAUUUACCUGCCUAUGUUUCAAGUAUGGUGCAAAAAUACUUAAGAUUUUUGUCAGAGAUAAGACAUUUUAGGUCAAGAUGUUUUAUGUUUGCACCAGUCACUUCAAGAGACAAGAAUGAAACUUCCUGGCAAUAUUAAGGAUCAAUAGAUUAGGAAUCAGUUUGACUGACUUACUGUUUUUAUCAUAACCUUUAACAUCCAACUUGAUAAAGGAGAUUUUGAGUUUUAAAAAAACUGUGCAGAAGAGAAAGGAGUAAAAAUGUGUUUGUUAAACUGUGAUAUGAAAAUCCCAUUCAAAAUAGAAAUAGGGGACCUUUUUCUGAUCUGGGACCCAAAUUUCAGUUUAGGAAGGGGCCUCUGGACUACAUUCCUGUGGUGGGGAAAUCUAUAGGCAUAGAACAGGACUCAACCAAAGCGGACAAGACUAGGUGUAAUUUUUAUCAAUUUUGACAAUUUCCAGCCAAGAUUCUGCUGAAUUCUAUACAUGCCUGAUGUCCCUCCAAGCAAGUAACUAACGUUGAUUUAGAGAUUUUGACUUUUGCAUGGUGGCGAGGGCACUUUUAAAGAAUAGGUGCUGGCAUCUAUGAGCAUGAACUUGAAGAUAUAUUUUAGUGUGUAAUUAAAAAUGGAAGUAAUGCAGUUUGAAAGCUCAUCUCUGAAAACAUGAAUCUCACAAUCUGAUGCUGGCUAGCCAGAUUUCCUUGGACAUACAAAAUGCUACUCAGUGGGAUUCAUUUCAAAAUACUAUUAUAACAUCUUAAUCGAACUUAUGUGGGAGUUCUUUGUUACAAAACAGUUGGUUAUUUAUGUUGGUCUGUUUGUCUCGCCAUUUUUUGAGUUAUAAGAAAAUAAAUCUAAACUUCACAUUCAUAAGCUAAUUCCAUAGUCUACGCAUGCAGCACUGGUUUUUAGGAGUACAUACUCCAAAACCUUUAUGCAGAAAAACAAUAUACUUGCAUAUUUUCCCCUUAACGUUGCUGUAACUUAUCAAAUACAAAUAGAAAAUUUUGCUGAUUUUCCCUGGCAACAGAUCCCUUUCAUCAUAGAAAAGCAUUUCUCGUAAUUCCAGUAUGACUCCCAUAACUACAGAACCAGUAUCUAUCUGCAUCUGACAAAAUAUGUCCUUUUUAGGGAUUUUCUAGGGCCUCCAGAAAAAAAUUCCUUCAUUGGAAGUUACCAUAGAGUCAUCCUGGAGGACUUAGUAAAUGCUUAGGGAGAAUACCUCUAUUUUCUAAGUCCUCCAGAAUGAUUCUAUACUUUCCAGCAGAAGUCAUUCAUUUCAAUAGGGUUUGCUAUUUUCCAAUUUCCUGUUUCUACGGUAAGUUCAGGAAAGUAUUCCUUGCUGAUCCUGGGCUUACACUAUUCAAAUUAUUUAGGUGGCUAUUUUUCAGACCAUUAUGGUUAUUUACAUCAUUAAUAAAAGCAGCCAGAUGGAAUAGCUGUUGUCUUCCAUGACAGAGCUAGUGAUGAAUCUAUUCUGGGUUUUAGCCCAAAGUUCAAAGAAGCCGUCUGAGGUAUUGACUCUAUGGAUAGGAAUCUUUGCUUCAGAUCAAACUCAAGCCUACAGCAGAUUCAAUGCCAGAUCAGCAUGGAAGCUCACAAGAGCAUCUGCUUAUUAUUUCAUGCACCUACAAAGUUGUUCUGAUCAGAAACUGCAGGGACAUUGCAGUUCACUCUAAGUAAUGUUCCACAUGUAACAGUACAUAUAUACUCUGCGUACAGCGGUGUAGGGAAAAUGUGAAAUGAAAAUAAUCUCAGUUCCUUAGACUUGCAAGCAUCAUUGUCUGCUUGAAUUAGCAGCCUUGUCCCAACUGGGAUUUUCAAAUAAAUGAUGUUCUGGAUUAGUUGCAACGGAACAAAUAAGACAUGUGAUAUGGCAGUAGCUUGGUAUAAGCAAGUGAGUGUGUACUCUCAGCAUAUAUCACAAAUUGUUAAUCACUUUUCAGGUUGCCAACAUUUGUUAAAGAUCACUGAGACAAACUCAUGUAAUAUUUACACUGUAGGGCAGUAAUGUAAAAACUGUAAAAUAAAUGUAAAACAUGUAGAAAAUGCAUUGUACUAUGGAAAAAUAAAGCACUUUGAAACAAG